GGCAAGGUCAAGUGGUUCAACACCACUCGCGGCUACGGCUUCCUCACACAGGAGGACGGCUCCGACGUUUUUGUUCACCACACCGGCAUUGUUGCCGACGGCUACCGCUCGCUGGCCGACAACGAGCCGGUAGAGUUCGAUAUCGAGCUCCAGCCGAAUGGGAAGCAGGCGCUC
Emiliania huxleyi CCMP1516 is the source of this 174-nucleotide messenger RNA. RefSeq lists its product as hypothetical. Gene Ontology annotation, molecular function: nucleic acid binding. The annotation marks the transcript as partial. Lineage: Eukaryota; Haptophyta; Isochrysidales; Noelaerhabdaceae. The record is from RefSeq and is a predicted model, not a curated record. The transcript has a single exon.